AUGACCUUGGAGAUUCUGGAGCUGUCUGGUAGUCUUAUCUCAAAAGAAGGCUGUAAAUGUCUGGCUUCAGCUCUGACGUCAAACCCCUCUCAUCUAAAAGAGCUGGAUCUGAGCUACAAUCAUCUUGGAGAAUCUGGACUGAAGCUAUUAUUUGCUAAACUGGGGGAUCCUGUCUGUAAACUGGAGACACUAAAUACGGACAACUGUGCAGAAAUCAGACUCAGACCAGGUGUGCAGAAAUAUCCUUGUGAGCUCACACUGGACCCAAACACAGCACACAGAAACCUCUCUUUCUCUGGAGGGAACAGGAAGGUGACAAGUGUGAGUGAGGAGCAGCCGUAUCCUGAGCACCCAGACAGAUUUGAGAGGUGGUACCAGGUUUUGUGUAAAGAGGGUCUAUCAGGACGCUGCUACUGGGAGGCUAAGUGGAGUCACGGAUCUACUCAUAUAGUUGUGGCCUAUAAAAACAUUGAGAGGAAAGGAUGUGGUGAGGACAGCCGCUUCGGAUAUAAUGACAAGUCUUGGACUUUGUACUGCUCUCCCGAAGGCUACUCUGCCUGGCACAACAAAGAGCUCACUGCCAUACCUGCCCUCUCCUCCAGCUCCAGCAGAGUAGGGGUGUACCUGGACUGGAUGGCCGGCAUUCUGUCUUUCUACAGCAUCUCGUCUGGCACACUCACCCACCUGCACACGUUCUACACCACAUUCACUGAGCCCCUCUAUCCUGGGUUUUGGGUUUGGGAACAUAACUCCCCUGUGUCCCUGUGCCAGAUCACAUGACCUCCGCAUACCACAGGGACACCAGAGUCACACAGCUAAGUGUGCCAACACGUCCAGGUGGGGGUCAUCCCUAUGUUCCCCAGGUCCGGUUUUACCCAAAAGGGUCCUAUGUUGCCUGGUCGCAAUGCAUACCAGGGAACAUAGGACACUUUUCGGGAAAAGCGGGAAACAUAGCAACUUUUUUUUUGAAAAUAACUCUACUACAACUCUGGGCCCAAACUCUGGUCCCAAACAGGGUGCCUAUGUUCCUCGGGUCCUAUGUUCCCCACAUUGUUUGGGACCGGGGAACAUAGGAACAUAUAGGCACCCUGUCUAGGUUUGAGCCCACAUGGGCUUUACUUGGGUUAGAUGGGCUUCAUUUGGGCAUGGGCACAGAGUGGGCUUCACUUGGGUUUGAUGGGUUUCCAUGUGGAGUUUAUUAUUUACUCAUUGGCUCUCUCUGUUUGCUUAUCACUCUGAAAAGCGCCAUGAGACAUGUGUAAUGUGUAAUUGAAAUUGAAGUUUCAACUGGGCAUGGGCUCACAUGGGCUUUACUUGGGUUAGAUGGGUUUCCACUGGGCAUGGACAUGCAUGAGUUGUCUAGGCCAUGUAUUGUAGUAGAGUGUAUAAAACCUUAAGUAUUGAGUGCUGUAUUCUACCAAAUUGGGCAGCUUUAUGGCAAAGGUUGUAUCUCACUUCCUUAUUAAUGUUAAUGACCUUAUUUUUGUUUAUUAAACUCUAAUAAAUACAUC
Molecule: messenger RNA, 1511 nt
Organism: Sardina pilchardus (European sardine)
Lineage: Eukaryota; Metazoa; Chordata; Actinopteri; Clupeiformes; Clupeidae
Product: stonustoxin subunit beta-like
Exons: 4
Coding region: 1-780 (259 amino acids)
Molecular function (GO): protein binding
Source: RefSeq, a predicted model, not a curated record